AUGGAUGCUUACUUGAUAGACGAUCGACGAAUUCGUAUCACAACAGUUCGUAGGUGUAGAUCACGACAACGACUCAUUCUGCAUUUACGUUUCAAUGCCACAACCUUUUCGUUACCUACUCAGAGUGAUCCAAUUAGCUCAUGCCCGUGGUGGUUUGCCAAGAGGUGUAUCUUUGUUGGGUACUUCACCCAUGUCACCUUACCCAAGCAAAUAAUGUCAACAAUUAAAAGCGAUGCACUGCCCGAGGCACUGAUCAGUAUCGAUGAGAAAGGAAACAGCACUCGAUAUGCAUUACGUUUGCACGAUGCCCGUGCCAACAAAUCGGAGCCCAAACAUCAAUUGGCCGUUUGCUUGCAACCGAUAUUCCUUCUCGCCGAUUGGACCAUUCUCAUACAGUUUUUCGAGACAUGGAUAGUGCAAGGAGCAACAAAAUUUUAUAUAUAUGCUCAUUCAAUGGCACCCGAAGUGGAUGCUUUGCUGAGGGUAUAUGAAGCAGAUACUAAUAUCGACGUUGAACGUGUUCAUUGGGCACCUUUACCUGUUAAUAAGAAUACGUCAGCUGAUGAUGACCCGAACUAUCUUAUUUAUAGAACAGAGGUUGUAACAGCAGUGAAUGACUGUGUCCUUCGUUCGCGUGGACAAACGAAAUACGUUGUUUCAUCGGAUCUCGAUGAAAUAAUUGUACCGUUCAAGAACGUCUCUCUACUCGACCUCGUUCACUCACUUCACCACGAUUCACCUAAAGUUGCCGCGUUUGUGUUUUUGAGCAGUUACGCUUCAUUUCAGGUGAUUGAUCAAUGA
Molecule: messenger RNA, 801 nt
Organism: Anisakis simplex (herring worm)
Lineage: Eukaryota; Metazoa; Nematoda; Chromadorea; Rhabditida; Anisakidae
Source: the annotation of a GenBank genome assembly